AUGUCUGGCCGCAAUCCCUUCCGUCCCAAAAAUGACAAUCAUCCACCGCCCAACAACCCGGAUGCCUCGUCACCACUCCCGAUGCCGUCCUCGAGCAAACCCAACGGAGUGCCCAUAACCGCCCGAUCGCUGGAGAUCGAGGCUGAUGACUCGACCUCAUCCGGCGAACAAGCCAAUCCCUUCCACCCCGACUACACAUCCAGCGACGACGACGAAGAUACGAGCCACGGAGACGACAAUCAUGAUCGACCGCGACAAUCCUUUGGUUCUGCUCCACCCCCAGCUCCAUCCGGCCCCGAUGGAUCUUCCACGCCAUCGUCAAUGGCGCCCUUCACAUCCGCAGACCGCAGUCGGACAACAACCAAAGACAAAAAACCACCGCCGCCGCCGAGGAGCGUGCAUGGGAAGCGCAUCACGACGGGAGACCAUUCCCGGGCAGCUUCGAAUCGGCUCUCCUUCCAUGCCUCUUCCCCCGAGGCCCUGCCGUCCUCGCGGGCGUCAGGCUCGUCCCAUCCCAACACGUCCGAUUACUUCGCUGGCGAAGCAUCCGAGACUCUCCAGCGCAGCCGCUCCGCACAGAAGCGCCCGCCCACCCCACCGCUCAGCCGGCGGCAGAGCCAGAUGCGACGGUCCAAGUCGACCCAGUCGAAAUCCAGCACGGGACGGCUCAAUCUAUCAUCCGCGGACUCCGAGAGCAACAGUUCUCUACCGCCCAGCCCCGGUCCCCCGAGCCGGUCUCUCACCUCUUCCUCGUCGCCGCAGGACCGCAAGCGAAUUAGCAUGCCCCCGCCGGCAUUGGGUGACUAUACGUCUACAGAAGGAGUUUUCUCUCAAUCUAGACCACCACCACCAACCACAUCAUCAUCAUCAUCCACAACAGCGACAGCCUUCCAACAAGGCCGACGAGCUUCGUCGUAUGGCACUCUGCCCGCUGGUUCUCCGUCGUCUGCUCCGCCUCCUCCGCCACCGCGACGAGCCCGCGAUUCGACUCUUCGCAGCAGUGAAAACCGGGCAUCGACGGUUGAGGAGCCUCUACCUCAACCAUCCAAUGCGCAAGAUAUCCUGGCUGAUCUAUCUCGAUUGCAGAAAGAGGUGGAUGAUCUCCGGGGGCAUUAUGAAAGUAGUAGCCGGAGAGUCAGCGAGUGA
Penicillium lagena is the source of this 1146-nucleotide messenger RNA. RefSeq lists its product as uncharacterized. The record is from RefSeq and is a predicted model, not a curated record. The transcript has 2 exons. NCBI's taxonomy places the organism in Eukaryota, Fungi, Ascomycota, Eurotiomycetes, Eurotiales, Aspergillaceae. Bases 1 to 1146 code for a protein of 381 amino acids.